Molecule: messenger RNA, 7353 nt
Organism: Pelobates cultripes (western spadefoot toad)
Lineage: Eukaryota; Metazoa; Chordata; Amphibia; Anura; Pelobatidae
Source: the annotation of a GenBank genome assembly
AUGAAAAAUCUACAUUCAUUGUAUUUUAUACUGUCUGAGCACAAAGAGGAGCAGGCUAAGGGCAAGCGCCAGAGUAUUCCUCUGGAUGUCAAGAUCCAAGCACUGGACCGCCUGGAUAAAGGAGAGCGCCAGGUGGAUAUCGGGGCAGAUCUCCAUUUGACUACCUCCACUAUCCGCACUAUCCUCAAAAACAAGGAUAAGAUCCGCACUUCAGCGACGACCAGCACUGCUUCUUCAGCCAAGAAGAUCACCCGCUCCAGGUCCUACGCGCUUGAGGAGAUUUACGCUCACAUACAGAGUCAAGAUCCAGAUGUGAUGGAGAGUUUUGCAGCAAGUAGAGGUUGGUUUGACCGCUUUAAGAAAAGGUACAACCUCUACAACCUUAAGAUCACCGGUGAAGCGGCAAGUGCGGUUACUGGAGCUGCUGCAGCCUUUACUGCCUCUUUAAAGGACGUGGUGGAUACAGGGAGCUAUCCACCGGAGAUUAUCUUCAAUGUGGAUGAGACCGGGCUCUUCUGGAAGCGGAUGCCAAGCCGCACAUUCAUCUCCAGGGAGCAGAAGAGAGCACCAGGCUUUAAAGCGUCGAAAGACAGGCUGACCCUUCUUUUGGGUGGGAAUGCCAACGGUGACUUCCGUAUAAAGCCACUGCUGGUGUACCACUCCCAGACACCGAGGGCAAUGAGGGGCAUUAGCAAGUCAAGCUUGCCAGUCAUUUGGAAGGCAAACAGGAAGGCAUGGAUCACCAGGGAUAUUUUUACAGAGUGGUUCACUGACCAUUUUUGCCCUUCCGUGCAGCGUUAUUGUCGGCGCAAGGGACUGGAGGAAAAAGUACUGCUCAUCAUGGACAAUGCGCUGAGCCACCCGACUAACUUGGCUGAGCUGCCCACCUACAUUCCUGUGGAGGUCCUGUUCCUACCGCCCAACACAACGUCGCUUAUCCAGCCUAUGGACCAAGAGGUGAUUGCCACCUUCAAGACCUACUAUCUCCGCCGCACAUUCCAUCAGGCGAGGACAAGCAGUCUAUGUUGGACUUCUGGAAGCAGUACCACAUCAUGAAGGCUGUCUCCAACAUUGAUCUUUCCUGGAAGGAGGUGACACAGCAGUGCCUCAAGGCUGUGUGGAAAAAGAUCUGGCCAGAGCUGUGUGAGGAUGUGCAACUACCAGAGCGCAUCAUAGCGGAGAUAGUUGACCUUGUGACCACAGCUGGACUAGGAGACACAGAUAACAAAACCAACAGUGUGUCAGCGCUAUAGGAUAUAACAAAUAUAGUAAGGCAGCACUCGAUCCCAGUGAUACAGAAGUAUACACAAAUACAAAAAAAAAAUUACCACAAAAGCACGCUAAACUGAUAUUGACCAGAGCCCUAUGACCCCUGGCUCUGGGUUUGUAAUGCUCCACUUGAGAGGGAAAAUUCACACACUGGUAGGCUUCCAAAUGGUGUGUCCACUUGAAAACUGGUUAAGCUGUGCAAUAUAGGACAGAGAGAGGCAGGACCUACAAUUGAAUAGUAUCAAAUACACUUUAUUAAAAGACAACAGUUAAAAACUUUUACUUUGCGAGUGCUGGGUUAUGCUUACAUAGCUACCCACAUAAAAGCAUAUAAACGGCUGACAGAAAGUUACUUCCUGGUUUCGUCCAUCCCGAUCACGUGAUCACUUCCGGGUCCGCCUCUCUCGUGAUGUGUACGUGACGCGUUUCGCCCGCCUCCACAGGCUUCCUCUGACAGGAAGCCUCUGGUCAGGGGUGAUAGGGGUGAUAGGGCUCUGGUCAAUAUCAGUUUAGCGCGCUUUUGUGGUAAUUUUUUUUUUAGGAGACACAGAUGCUCGGGACAUUGAGCAGUUAGUCCAGGCUUCAGGUAAGAGCCUCAACAAUGAGGAUCUUGAACUGGCUGGAACAGGGCACAUAGAAACCUUAGCACACCAGUGACUCGGACACUGGGCCUCCAUAAGAGCUUUCCUCUGAGCUCCUAAACAGAGCAUUGCAUCAGGUCAAUGACAUAAUGGAUGAGCUGGUGGCCAAUGAUCCUGAUGCAACUAGGAGCAGAAAUGCAAGGCGCAUUGUGCUGGGAGGGGUGUUUUGCUAACGCCUUCUGCUGGAUAGCCGCAAGAAGCAUAGACAAAUGACCCUUGACCAAUUUGUGGCCAAAAAUACGAGGCAGGAGGACGACCCUGGAGCCCCCACAUCCACCAUUUAAACCUUUUUAUUUUUUGGACUGUUACUUUAAUUUGUUUAAUUUAUUAGAUGCAAAACCCUUAGUUUAUUUAGCUUUUUAUUUAUGCUGUUGUGUGCAGUUCACAACAAGUAAAAAAAUGUUUUAAAAGUAUUAAAAUUCUAUUGGUGGUGUCUCUUUUUUUCAAAGUUGAUUCCCUAUCUUCCCCAUGUUAAACUGCCCUGUUUAGAGCAGUUUUGCUUAGCACUCAUAGCAGUUGGAACCUAUCUACAGCGUUAAGCGAGGUAUUCCUGUACAUCCCAUUAUAAAUACAAAUGCAUAUGUCAACAUGAAUAUCAAUGCUUACUAACCAACUAACUGCACAGUUCAUAUGAUCCAACAAUUCUGAUUGGCAGUAGCAAAUUAAAAUCUGUUAUCAAAGAAAACAAUGGUUCUACAAAAUCAAACAGCCUAUUAAUCCUAUUUCUGAUUCUCAAGAAAAUAUAGAAAUGUGUGAUAUAAUUUUUAUAUGCCUUUGCCAACCUUGAAAUCAAAAAUUGUAUGUGAUACUAUGACAGAUCAAAAAGGAGUACUUUGAGUACAGUCUGAAAAGAACAACAGACAUGCUGCUCCACACAGAGUUGUGCAUUGAGGAGCCAUUCAAUUUAACUGUAAUUUUUAAUAUGUAUGGUUUUUUUUUAACACUUUGUAAAUAUUCUAGAGACGGUGGAUGUAAGAGUACAACAUAAAAUAGAUUUGUACAGGCGUGGUGUCAGGAAAGUGAUGGAAAUUCUAAGACUGCUUUUGGUGCCCAAUAACUUUUCCCAGAUGCAAGUUUACCUGAAGAGCCAUGGAGAAGAUUUUUUCUUACCAGGAAAGAUAUUGCCAACCUAAUGCUUAAAUCUAGACGCGAGGGCAGAAGCUCAACAGUAGACUAGGAAAAUAUCCUGCACUUGGUAAAUUCCUGGUAGUAAAUGAAUCCAGAAAUUAAAUGUCUUUUGCAGGUUGAGCACCUGUGAGGAUAACACUGUGCAUCCGCAAAGCCUUCUGUUUUUUUUUUUUUUUUUUUAACAAAACACACUAGCAAAAGAGAUUGCUAAAACUUUACGGUAACCAAAUAACUCCCUUGGAUGCUACAUACUGAACAACACGUUACGUACUUCCCUUUUUUUCCCCUUUGUGUUCGUACAAAUGUAUGCUAUGUUGUAGUUGGUGCUUUUGUGAUUCAAUAGGAGACUGCUACAGCCAUACAAGAGGCAUUGGAAAAGUUCAAAACAUGGAAUCCAGAGCGGAAACCAAGUUGCGUUUUGGUUGAUUUUUGUCUGGAAGAGAUUAAUGCCAUCUCCAAAACCUUCAAAAGGUAGCUAUAUUAUAUAGGUUCAAAUAAAGAAAAUAUAAAAUAUCACUAACGUGCAAAGAUCUGUUCAAUGGUACAAAAUCUCCAUAGAAAAUAUAAAUUUAUGACUGAUAAAAUUCUUUAGUGUUAUACAAAUUCUUGGUGUUGUAUAUGUUACUUGAAAGCAUGUAGAUCAAUCAUCUCAUUUUUUCUAUUUAGACUAUCAUACAAUUUGAGUGCAGUUGCACCUUUACAGUUUUUAAAUGUUUUGGUGUGCAUUAAGAUUAACUUUUACAAGUUCAAGUGUGAAAAUAGAAAAUGACCUACAAAUUACUGUGAUAUAUAUUAUUUUAAGAUAUUUUUCAUUACUCACCCUUUACCCACAAAUGUUACUGGUUUACAUGCUGUUAUUAUUACUCUUGAAAUGCAAGUGCUUCUGAAUAGUUUUUGGAUUAAAGAUGAGAUAAAAACAUAUCUACUCUCCAGUUCUAAUUAAAAUCAUACAUUUUAAAACACACACAUUUUUCUUUGCGACUUUCAUUGAGAGAAAGCCUGGACCGAGUGGGUUACCAAAAAAGACCACGGUGUAUAUGAGAGUCGGCAACAUGUGCCAAGUAUGCUUCGGAAACUUGGCUUAGCAGCUAGCUUUGAAGACCAUCAGAAGGCACUUUGUGCACUUACUGAAUCCCACAUAUGGCACAAAAGUGACGCAUUGAGACAAUGGUUUUCAAAGAAAUGGUUGCCAGAAAUAAAAGUUAUAUCAAGUUUCUGUCAAAGAAUGCCAUUCGAACAUAUUGUAUAUUGUCUGUGUGUGGAGUCAAGAGUUUUAUGCACCACCACGCUAUUUUUACAUUGUCAAUUAAAACAAGAUUGCACUUUAAUUAAAAUUUUUGGGAAGUAUAUAUAUAAAAAAAAAAAAAAAAAAAAGUUUAUUUAUUUUUUAUUUAUCUUUUUCCCAAUAUAGAAGUCAGAACAUGCUUCUAGAACUGGAGAAUUACAUGUUGGCAUCCAUACCAACAAUGGACUGGAGAGGCAAAAUGAAGUACUGAAGCAUACAUAUCUGGAGGGAUAUAAGAACUGCACCCUUGGAGAGUUGAUUACAGUUCUACAUUGUAAUUUUUCUCCAAAUGUCUACAAAAAGUAAGUUAAGCUAUUGGAAAUCAUUUUAUGUAAACUAAUAAAUGCAACUACAAUUAUAGUGUAAAGUUGCCCUGUUGCCUAAAUAUUGUUCCUACUGUGAAUGUAGACAAAGCAAAGGCAUGGAUCAAGACAAUUACCUAUGCAUUUGAUUUCAAUUUAGGUUAUGGAAUAUAUCACUUUUUUCUCUACAGUCACUGUUAAUAAAAUGGUUUGUGUCCUGCACUUUAAGAUUAUGUUAAAAUCGUAUUUUUUACAGCCAGUACCUGAGUUGUGCAAAGGGUGUUAUUAGCUAAUGUGAAGAAUAUGCUGUAUAGUUAAUCCCAAGUCACUAUCUGUCACACCUAUGUCUGUGUGUACCCUUAUUAGGUGUAUAACACUAUAAAAGUAUAUAUCGUAUUUACUCAAAUAUAAGAAAAGUUAUUUUUCAGAGGAAAUGCUAUGAAUGUUACCUCAACUUAUAUUCAAUUUCACCUUAUGAUCAGACUUUUUAACAGAGAUCUGCUAAUAAGCCUCAAAUCUAGAUGCCCUGUAAUUCUGUAGUGGAAUUGGAUCCCUUUGUUGACAUUUAUUUGAGCAUACAUAUGGUACAUUAUUAUUAUUUUUUUAAUGUCAUCAUUAUACAUUGACAAAUAAAAAUAAAAUUAAAAAAGAUAGCUAGUACUAAGUACACACAGCAGGGUAAAUAUUACGUUCCGGUCAUUGGCACAUUGGAAAGAAAUGUAAAAUUGACUUGUGACCUGUGUUAAUAGAAUAUCACUUUAUCUGAUGUUUGUAGUAAAAGGUACAGUUAUUCAAUAGUAAGAUGUAGGCUAUAACAAGAUUGAUUAUAAAGGCCAGGAAGAUGUGUAUGCUGAAGAACACUCAUCCCACAAAGAUCAUUUUACGUCAUAUAAUGUAGAAAAAUAUUAAUGAAUGCAUACAAGACAAGCCUGUAGUAAACAAGGUUGAAUUUGAGAUUUACCGUUUUCAAACUAUUUUUCAGAUAUGUGCAAAUGAAUUCACAAAGUUCUGAACUGUAUCGGCGAUGUAAAGAAGAUGUUCCUGCAUUUUUUAAAAAUCGUCCAAGAGAGUGUGUUUCUCAUGUGAUGCAUAGAAUGUCAAGCUCUCUUACUGAGGCUGAUAUCACCAAUGUCAACUACACAGCAGGACUGUUUAAAGUAAAAAGCAAGGUCACAAAAAUUUCAAGAAUAUACUGUUAAUUUUUCAGGAAAUGUACCAACAUGCACAUGUGACGACUGGAAAAACAUUUCUUACCUUGUAAGCACAUGUGUUGCAUUUUUUAAUUUGUGGAUGGAUGGGGAUGGGAAAAGCUCGAUUCAUCAUAUUCAAGUAAUCCCCUGUUCUCUUUAGUUUUGGAAUGUGUUUUUUGCAUUUUGAGCACAAGUUAGAAACAGAAAUUCCAGAUUUUCAUAGCCCUACCUUAUUCCACCUUGAUAUUAUUACUCCACUUACACCACGCAGGAGAACAAAGAGAGUUACAUUACUGUGUAGCUGUACACAGAAUUUAAAGCGUCUCUUGGAUUCUGUGUAUUUAAUCAAGGAUGAAGAUUAUCUUGGGGAAUUGGAUUCCUUAGUCAAAGAUCUGCUCCAAGGCGCAAAACAUAGCCCGGGUACGUUGGAGGGGUAAUCGGGGAUUGUCUUGGGACGGGCUGUACGCCGAGUUAGUGCAACUCAGUCAUUGCGUGUCAGGGCCGGUGACCCUGGUGGUUCACGCGGGCGGGAACGAGGUUGGUCGCCGGCGGUCGGUGGACCUGGUACAUGCGAUGCAGCAUGACCUGGCCCACUGUUUUGCAUUGUUCAGGGAUCUGACCCUCGUCUGGUCUGAGAUCGUUCCGCGUCCGGGAGGGUAUGGUAAGGUGUUUCAACGCUAUAGACAAAGUCAACAUGACUAUUUCCCCGUUUGUACGCCACCUGGGUGGCAUAGUGGUUAGGCACUUCGAGCUGGAAGGGGUGAAUGAAAACGUGAUGAGACGGGAUGGGGUUCAUUUGUUUAGACAUUUUUAGUGUGGGUUUGCAAGCAGGGAUUGAGGCCACGCUGUCGGCGGGGGGGAGCGAUGCCCGCGCAGCGUAGUGCUCUGGGUGGGCAUCACGGUGGCAGGUUUACCCUGGACAGCGCAGAUAUAAGAGGAACUUUGGGGAGACAACAGUCUGCACGGAGCUGAUGGCGAGUAGCCGGCUGUUGAGACUCAUGGUACACAAUUCUGAAGAACUGUCUGUUGGGCAACCCCCAACAGCUGGCAGAGUUUAAAAACUGGUUAUGUUAAAUAAAGCUGUGGCCGUUAUCCUUAUCCAUCAGAAUACGGUGUUGUGUGUUAUUGGGGGGCAACGGUAUGGGUCAGCAGUCAUGUCAAGCUCUCUUACUGAGGCUAAUAUCACCAAGGUGAACUACACUGCAGGACUGUUUAAAGUAAAAAGCAAGGUCACAAAAAUCUCAAGAAUAUACUGUUAAUUUUUCAGGAAAUGUACCAACAUGCCCAUGUGAGGACUGGAAAAAAACAAAACAUUUCUUACCUUGUAAGCACGUGUUGCAUUUUUAAAUUUGUGGAUGGAUGGGGAUGGGAAAAGCUCCAUUUAUCAUAUUUAAGUAAUCCCCUGUUCUCUUUAGAUUUAUAAUGUUUUUUUAUUGCAUUUUGAGCACAAGUUAGAAACAGAAAUUCCAGUACCUCCCUGGAAAUAUAAGGAAGGGAGGAUAUGACUGCUGGCAGGGAUAAGGGGCUGGUCUAUAAGG